AUGAUCAUACCAGGAAAGACAGCAGUUGCCAGAGGCAUCAUCAGAGGCCUUCGCGACCGAACCGUACAGUCACAGCCAUGCGGCGUCGACCUGUCUCUGCGACACGUCUUGCGAUGGACUUCUCCCGCGACCAUCGACUUGAGCAAUACGUUUCGCGCAGCCUCGGCCACCGAGAGAAUCCCGUUUGCCGACGAUCUGAACAAGGUGCAUCUCAGCAGCGGUAGCUACCUCGUCGAGUUCAACGAACAAGUCGACAUUCCGCUCGACAUCAUGGGUCAGGUCUGUGUUCGGAGCUCCCUGUGGAGGUCGGGGGUCUUGCUGCGUGCUGGCGUGAUGGACAGUGGCUAUCGAGGUGCGGUCGGCGCGAUGCUGCAGGUCGCCAGUCCUCAUGGCAUUACGCUGUACGGGAACGCGAGGCUGGCGCAGAUGGUGUUUCAUCAGAUGAGCGAGAGUGUUGAUGGAUAUGAUGGCGCCUACCAGAACGCGUCGAAGUUGUAA
Molecule: messenger RNA, 498 nt
Organism: Fulvia fulva
Lineage: Eukaryota; Fungi; Ascomycota; Dothideomycetes; Mycosphaerellales; Mycosphaerellaceae
Product: putative deoxyuridine 5'-triphosphate nucleotidohydrolase
Exons: 1
Coding region: 1-498 (165 amino acids)
Source: RefSeq, a predicted model, not a curated record